Molecule: messenger RNA, 1389 nt
Organism: Seminavis robusta
Lineage: Eukaryota; Bacillariophyta; Bacillariophyceae; Naviculales; Naviculaceae
Source: the annotation of a GenBank genome assembly
AUGGUCUUGGUAGGCAAUUAUUCUGUCCAACUAGUCCAUGCCAAGACCAAGGAGCCAUUCAAGGAACAUUUAGGACCGGAUGGAGUGAUGUAUGCCGAGGUGGAACCAGGCAUGGACUACUUUGUGGAGCUGCAAGUGGUGGGAGGAGAUCCCAAAGCAACCAGUUUCUUUCGUCUCACCGUCGAUCGUCAAAGGCUCAACUAUGGCAGCUUUUACCGAAUGUCCAGUGGGAAACAGUACAAGGGCUUGGUGUAUCGAGAAAAGGGUGUGAGCGUCAAGAGAGCAUUUUCCUUUCAGAAGUGUUCUGCCAAGAACAGUGGCAAAGACGAUGAUGGAGCACCCGAAGUGACAAUUGGAGACGUGAUGGUAGAGAUCUCUGAGGCGAUUCGAUCCCAAGAAAAAACGAGAAAACCUGAAUUCUGGUAUCAACCCAUGACACCGCAACCCUCCCUUUCGCAGAGUGGCUGCAAUAAAGCUCUGAGAUCAAAGGAAGGAUAUCAUGCAGAACAACAAUCUGUUCAGCUGUACGGAUACAGCUACAAACCUGGAAAAUUACUGGAGACUGUGACCAUAAAAUAUGGCACUGCAUGGGGCCUCAUGCGGGCAGGAGUGCUAGCCAGACCAGAGGAAUGCCCUUUGGUAUCAAAGCAGCAGAAGCGGAAGAAGCAACGUGCUGCGAAGAGCAGUACGCACGGCACAUCAGGAUCUUCAUCAUCACAACGGCGCUAUCCCUCUCAGUUCCUUGGUGAAGGGAGAGCUUCAAGGAAGAAACAAUCCUCCGAUCAUAGCAGAAUGAAUGUAUCCGACAACGACAACAUCGGCACUAUGCAUUCGAAGAAACAAUCAAAGCGAGGCAAUGUUUCCGCCUCUGGUGAGAUCAUUCCUGAUGGUUGCACCAAUAUAAAGCCUGACACUCUCAAUGAUAGACAGCAAGCAUCAGACAGAAGAGCAUCGUUCACCGUCGAUAACGCAGACAGCAACAAAACGGCAACGUGCGCAACCCGACAUGCACAGCAACAACAGUCUCAUCAUGUGAGAUCUUAUGUAGGAGCAAAGAAGCAAAGCCUUGCGCCUGAACAUCGAAGAAGGAGCAAGUGCAAAGCUGAGUCUCCGCACCGGCAUCGACAACAAUCAAAAAGUUUGUCGUCGUUUGAUCAAAGAACCAAAAGAAGACCAGUUGCAGCAAACAACCAGAAGACUCGCACAGAUGGAUGGCAAUCAAAGAGACGAGCUCCUGUCUCUCAUGCAACUAAUAAUCAUACGGAUACGCAGAGCCGUGCGAAUCCCAAACGCGUCAAGUACAGCAGCAGAACUCAAACAGACGGCAGAAGGGUACAAAUCAAAGAGUAUGAUAUGUAUGACUUUUGUGAGUUGUUUGAUGCAAGAUGA